Molecule: messenger RNA, 1146 nt
Organism: Schistocerca gregaria
Lineage: Eukaryota; Metazoa; Arthropoda; Insecta; Orthoptera; Acrididae
Product: odorant receptor Or2-like
Exons: 7
Coding region: 1-1146 (381 amino acids)
Biological process (GO): sensory perception of smell; detection of chemical stimulus involved in sensory perception of smell
Cellular component (GO): plasma membrane
Molecular function (GO): odorant binding; olfactory receptor activity
Source: RefSeq, a predicted model, not a curated record
AUGUGCGCCGUGGAGGGAGGGUGUGCGCCGCUGGCGCUGGGACGGGAGGAGUUCCUGCGGCUGAACGUGUGGCUGGUGCGGCUGCUGGGGCUCUGGUGGGAGGGGCGGCCGCCGUGGGCGCGCGCGGCGCUGCUGCUGCUCUGCCUGGCCGCGCUCGUCUCGCUGCAGGCCGCCGAGAUGGCCAGCAUCGGCCUGGGGGACAUCGGCGCACUCACCGAGGUCGGCACCCUCACGCUCGCCUCCGUCAACGUCGGCUUCCAGGUGGCGUACCUGAUGCGCAGCCAGCGGCGUGUGGCGCGCCUGGUUCAGCAGACGCGCGAAGCGUGCGCGCGCCUGGGGGACGGACGCGCCGCGGCGGCCGAGCUGCGCCUGCGCCAACUGACGCUGGGCUGCGUCGCGUGCUGCAGCGGCGUCGGCUGCGUGUGGGCGGCGGGCCCGCUGCUCGCCGACGGCGACGCCCUGCCCUACCGCCUCUGGUCGCCCCUGGACGUCACCGCCGCGCCCGGUUACCACAUCACCUACCUCCUCUCGGUGACUAUCCUGGCACCGCUGGUGGAGGCCUUCGUCAACCUGAACGCGUUGUACCUGGGCCUGAUGGUGCUGACGAGUGCGCGCUUCUCCAGCCUCAAUUCGCGAUUCGCUGCCAUCUCUAAAGAGAAGGACGGUAGUGGCCGUCUUGCCACCGCAGAGCUGGCGCGCUGUGUGGCGCUGCACGUAGACCUGCUACGGUUCUGCAACGAACUGUCUGAUGUUCUGAGUCCAGUGCUUCUCUCGCAGUUCGGCUUCACCAUCGUCAUCAUCUGCCAAACUGCGCUGCAAACAACCAUGGAGCUGGAACUGAGCCCAAGGACAAUGAAGUUCAUGGGACUUCUAUGGCUGGGAAUUUCGGAGCUUUUCUUGUACUCCUACAUGGGGCACAAAAUAAUGUCACAGGCGAGCGACGUGCAGCUGUCGGCGUACAGCUGUGGUUGGCCGGACUUGGACAGCAGCUUCAAGAAGAGCGUCAGCUUCAUCAUCCAGCGCGCCCAGAAGCCUCUGCACUUCUCCAUUGGCAAGAUGUACGUCCUGUCGCUGCGGACAUUUGUGGAGAUGAUGCGGGUAUCAUAUGCCUUCUUCACACUGCUGCAGCAAGUCAAUGGUGAUUAA